AUGUUUGUGAAAUUGAAUAAAGUCGCAGGGAGCAUAACAAGCACAUGCUUAUCAGUGAUCUGCUCAGUCUGCAUCAAGUUUGGAAUCAAUGAUGAUUUACCUCCCAAAUGGACUGUAUGCUCCAGGAGUUUGAAGAUGUGGUACCUUAUGCAACUAACACAGGAGGGUACCAACUUUAUUCACUUUUGUAUCCUCCACACGCACUUUGCUAGCCAGCAGGCCAUUGAGGAGAUGGAAGUGCAUAACCACCACCUGCCACAUGAGCUGCCUUGCGCAGGAACAUCUCUCCAUGCUCAACACUUUGCACCUAAUAUUUACUCUGAAAGAGGAGUUGGAAAGCCAAUCUUUGGAUGA
Laccaria bicolor S238N-H82 is the source of this 354-nucleotide messenger RNA. RefSeq lists its product as uncharacterized. The coding region runs from base 1 to 354 and encodes 117 amino acids. The transcript has 5 exons. NCBI's taxonomy places the organism in Eukaryota, Fungi, Basidiomycota, Agaricomycetes, Agaricales, Hydnangiaceae. The record is from RefSeq and is a predicted model, not a curated record.